Carlito syrichta (Philippine tarsier) is the source of this 1099-nucleotide messenger RNA. RefSeq names its product DNA repair-scaffolding protein-like. The transcript is spliced from 10 exons. Gene Ontology annotation, cellular component: nuclear chromosome; nucleoplasm. Gene Ontology annotation, biological process: regulation of establishment of protein localization to chromosome; double-strand break repair via homologous recombination. NCBI's taxonomy places the organism in Eukaryota, Metazoa, Chordata, Mammalia, Primates, Tarsiidae. The record is from RefSeq and is a predicted model, not a curated record. The coding region runs from base 12 to 944 and encodes 310 amino acids.
UGCCCUGGGACAUGCAAGGCCAUGGGAUGCCCCAAAGUUCUCUGGCCAGAGUCUGCCUUCUGGUGCAAGAUGCCUAUGGAAUGUUUGGUGAAGUGCACUUGGAGGGUGCCAUUUUGAAAGCAAGACAGUUGGAAGGGAAGACCUGCAGCCUAGUAGGAAUGAAGGUUCUGCAGAAGGCCACCAGAGGAAGGGCAGCGGGGCUUUUCAGUUUGAUUGACACCAUAUGGCCCCCAGCGAUGCCUGUGAAAGCACCGGGCCACAGCCAGCCCUGUGAAGAGACAAAAACUCAUCUGCCUCCUCCUGCCUUCUGUUACAUCCUCACAACUCAUUCAAAUCUGGGACAAAUUGAUGUAAUUGAAGGAGACCACAUUUCUAAGCUUUACCAGCCUCCAGUUAUCUGCUGCUUAAGAGAUAUCCUCCUGACUGAUGAUCUUGGUACUCGUUGCAGUUUCUAUGCAAGGGUGAUUUAUCGAAGACCACAGCUGAAGAGUCUGCUUCUUCAGGAGCCAAGAGAGAUCUGGCUACUGGUGACCGAUGUCACCCUGCAAAUGAAGGACACAAGUGACCCCAGGCUCCCCAAGACCCUGCUGGUCUACGUGGCCCCAUCGUGCAUGCUGGGUCCGGAAGUCCUGGAGGCUCUUGCCGAGGCUGUACCUCACAGCGUGUUCUUCAGGGAUGCUCUUCAAGACCAGGGUCGGAUUGUGUGUGUUGAACGGACUGUCCUCGUGCUUCAAAAACCCCUUUUGUGCGUGGCCUCUGGUGCGUGCUCCUGUGAGCUGACUGGCCCAGUGAUGCUGGAUGAACUGGACUCUCUCACACCUGUCAACUCCAUCUGCAGCGUGCAAGGCACUGUGGUCGGUGUGGACGAGGACACUGCUUUCUCCUGGCCUGUGUGUGACCAGUGUGACAACGGGAGAUUGGAACAGCGGCCCGAAGACGGGUAAGGGGGCGGGGCUCCUGAAAGACCCAGGGCCCAGAGGGCGCAGUAGCAAUCCACUGAGUCCUGACUUUGCUGCCCGGGCCUAGCGGCCUUGGGCACCUCUCCCCGGUACUUGGAGCCCAUCAGCGUCUACUGCGCUGCAAGGGAAGAAGCCUUGGU